AUGUCGGCUGAGAUCCUGCAGCGACUCAGCACCUUGACGCUGAGUGUCAAUCACCUGAGCCGACUCCCUCGCCUGUCAGGCCUCGUCUCAUCCUCCCUGCCAUCACCCCGCCCCACCGUGCUCGCCUCCCAGGUCCCUGCACUCUUCCAGGAGCCCUACAUCCUGUCGGGCUACCGCCCCAUCCGGCAAGACUGGCGCUGCUACUUGCUCAGCCUCUUUCAGCGGCACAACGAAUCCCUGAACGUGUGGACUCACCUGCUGGCGGCUCCGGUGCUGUUGCUCCGCUGGUGGGCCAAUGCAGGUGCCGUGGGGUACACCUUGGACGCAGCCUCUCUGCCUCUCAGCCUCUUCAUGGUGUCCGCUCUCACAUACCUGAGCCUGAGCGUGGCCGCCCACCUCCUGCAGUCUCACUCUGAGCGUGCACAUUACUUCUUCUUCUUCAUGGACUAUGUGGGCGUGGCGGUGUAUCAGUACGGCUGCUCGCUCAGCCAUUACUUCUACACCUCCGAGCCGGCAUGGAGAGACAGCGUUGGGCUGGUCUUUCUACCCGGAGCAGCUUUCUUCGGGUGGCUCUCCUGCGCCGGCUGCUGCUUUGCCAAGUCCAGGUACGAGCGUCCGUAUCCGCUGCAGCGUAAAAUCUGCCAGCUGAUCCCCACCAGCCUUGCCUAUGUGCUGGACAUCAGCCCUGUGGUGCACCACCUGCUCAUCUCCUCAUGGGCGCAGGAGGCAUUCCACGCCCUGCAGAUCGCCUCGUUCCUGUUUGCUGCCUUCUUCUUCUCCUGCCCCAUCCCUGAGUGCUUCUUUCCCGGACGCUGUGACAUUGUGGGCCAGGGUCACCAGGUGUUCCACCUGUUCCUGUCCUUGUGCACGCUGUUCCAACUGGAGGCCCUGUUCCAGGACUACGCCAGGCGGCGGGACACGGUGGUGGAGGUGUUUGGAGAGCGGCAGCUGUGGUGGGCCUGCAUGUCCUUCCCGGCGCUGUUUGUGUGCUGCGUCCUGACAGCACUGGUCACAAUGAGGCUCACAAACGGGAAGCUGCUGCAGAAACACAAAAAACUGCUUUAAAU
Nematolebias whitei (Rio pearlfish) is the source of this 1067-nucleotide messenger RNA. It is a transcript of the gene paqr8, whose product is annotated as progestin and adipoQ receptor family member VIII. Gene Ontology annotation, molecular function: nuclear steroid receptor activity; steroid binding; protein binding. Lineage: Eukaryota; Metazoa; Chordata; Actinopteri; Cyprinodontiformes; Rivulidae. The record is from RefSeq and is a predicted model, not a curated record. The transcript has a single exon. Gene Ontology annotation, cellular component: plasma membrane. Bases 1 to 1065 code for a protein of 354 amino acids. Gene Ontology annotation, biological process: response to steroid hormone.